GUUUCCGUAAAAUCAUCACAUCCAUCACUCCAUCACUUGUGCAUUAUUGUACAUAUUUGCACUACCACUUCUUUGCUCUACCUGUACAUACAACUACCUACCGCUUCAACGCCCUGGUGUCCUGUUCUUGCUUCUCUUUUGCUUCAAAAGAAAUGGUCCCUUCCUCCCCGUUGUUUUGUGGACCUUGGUGAUUGUGGUGACAUAUUGGACUGGCCAUGUUCGCGCAAUGUAAAGGCUCGUUAUGGCGGCUCGAUGAUCUGAGCCAUUGCUUUCGAGCAGACUAUCUGCAAACGCUGUUCCCUCUUCUCGCUGCCGCCAUAUCUCUCCUCUUGAUCCUACGCCAACUUAUUCCUCUGAGAGAAAUCUUAAAGCGCAGGUCAACUCGAUACCAACCCUUGGUCAAUAUCGAUGACGAUGAAGAUGACUCUCUCGAUACCGAUACUGAAGAUGCCGACAGCUUGACCAAGCUCACCUUGCAAAGAACUGUCAGCCAUGGGGAUCGUGCACCCAAAGACAUCGAUAGACCCACCGCUGAAGUCUUCCUCGUCACCCUCGAGUUCGUCCUUGUUCUGGCCCAGCUCGUCCUGAGCUUCGUACAGGUGAUCCAUGCCGCCAAGAGUGAUCACACAGCAUGGAUAGCUCAAGUUUGCUUCUGGUUUUAUGUCUCUGUGGUGGAUGCCGCACGAUUGACGGCUUCAACCACCAACUGGACUGUCCCCGUUAAAGGGCUUUGGGAUCACAGCGCCGCUCUGUAUGGAAUCCAAUGGCUUCUACAAAUUUGGAUCUUCAGAUCGGCUCUUCUACAGUCGCUGCACCGACUUUCGAAUGUUCUGACUGUCGUCACUUUUACCAUCACUACCGUCCUAGCCUUAAUUGUCUUGUUCUCCCGCAAAGGGAAUAAAGGCGUUCUACUUGAAUAUGACGGCGAUGUCGAACCCUCCCGAGAGCCUCUCGCCAGCAUUUUUUCGAUCAUCUCCUUUUCUUGGUGCGAUUCCCUCAUCUACAAGGGCUACAAGAAGCCCCUCGAGAUGGCCGAUGUAUGGAAUGUUACCCUACAAGACAAAGCCGAACAUUGUCUUGCUACCUUCCGCCAGAUCAAAAAGACACAUUCUCUUGCCCUUCGCUUGCUCUUGCACUUCAAGAGUCAACUCCUGAUACAAGGCGUCUGGUGUAUUGUCUCGAGCAUCUUUCCAUUUCUCACCCCCUUGUUGCUCAAAGCCGUACUGGAAUUCCUCGAGAACCGCGACACAACUCCGGUCAGUGCUGCUUGGCUUUACGUUUUUCUAUUGUUUGCCACCGGUAUCAUUGUUGCAAUCUGUGACGGCCAAGCUUUGUGGAUCGGUCGCAAGGUCUGCAUUCAACUUCGUGGCAUCAUCGUCGGUGAGAUCUACUCAAAGACCCUCCGCAGAAAGGCGGCUGCUACUACCGAAAGUGACUCGGCGAAGGACAAGCCCCAAGACAAACCUACAUUUUGGACAAAGAUCAAGUCACUGUGGCAACAGACUUCUACGAAAUCGACAUCUGAACCCAAUUCGCCAUUGCACUUGGUGAAAUCUGGUCUGAACCCGGCGAAUAAUGGCACCGUCAUCAAUCUGAUGUCGAUUGAUUCGUUCAAAGUCGCUGAAGUCUCAUCCUAUUUACAUUUUUUGUGGGCUGCCGUACCUGUUCAGCUCAUCAUGGCCGUGUCACUCCUUUACAAGGUCCUCGGGUUCAGUUCGUUCGCUGGCAUCGGAUUGAUGGUCCUGAUUCUUCCGCUGAACCUCUACAUCGCCAAAUCAUUCCAGGCGGCACAGAAAAAAAUCAUGCUUGCCACUGAUGGAAGAAUCCACGUCACCAACGAAGUCCUCCAGAAUAUCAGAAUCAUCAAAUACUUUGCUUGGGAACAACGAUUCGCUAGUAACGUCAACGAAAAGAGGUCCGCCGAGCUCAGUGCCCUUUGGGGGAAAUACAUUGUUUGGUCUAUUGCAGCUACCAUCUGGAGCGGUGUACCCAUCCUGAUCACCUUUACCUCUUUCUUCUUGUAUACAAUGGUUGAGAAGCGACCUCUGGUUCCCUCGGUGGCCUUUCCAGCUCUUUCGAUGUUCUCCCUUCUUCGCGUCCCCCUGGAUCAGCUUGCGGAUAUGGUUGCUCACGUACAAGAGUCCAAGGUUUCUGUCGACCGGGUGGAGGAAUUCCUCAACGAAGAAGAGACUGAGAAAUAUGUUCAGCUGCGUCAGAGUCGACGAGCUAGUCGCCCGGUUACACGGAUUGCACUGGACAAUGCCACUUUGUCAUGGGGCAUUAGCAACAAGGACGCUGUCGAAGCGUUCCGCCUGAUCAACAUUAAUGUUGAUUUCGUCAUCGGCCAAUUGAACAUCAUCGCGGGGCCUACUGGAUCGGGCAAAACUUCGCUGCUGAUGGCAUUGUUGGGAGAAAUGCAGUUAAUGAACGGCAGUGUCUUCAUUCCAGGUGGUUAUAGUCGACAGGACUUGCGUCCAGACCCAGUCACUGGCAUGAUCGAGGCCGUCGCAUACUGCGCCCAGCAACCCUGGCUUGUCAAUGCUACAAUCAAAGAGAAUAUCCUUUUCGCCAAUCCCUACGAUGAGGAUCGCUAUCAGGAAGUGUUGGCAGUAUGUGCUCUGGAACGUGAUCUGGAAAUUCUUGAUGCUGGAGACCAGACACUGGUUGGAGAAAAGGGGAUUACCAUGUCAGGGGGGCAGAAACAGCGCAUUUCUCUCGCCCGUGCAAUCUACUCCAACUCAAAGCAUCUUUUGCUCGAUGAUUGUUUAAGUGCUGUUGAUGCUCAUACCGCAAAACACAUCUUCGAACGGGCAUUGAAGGGCGAAUUGAUGUUCAACCGCACUUGCAUCCUUGUUUCACAUAACCUUGCACUGACGGUUCCCCUGUCCAGCUUUGUGGCUGUUCUUGAGAACGGUAAAGUCGUCUCGAAAGGAACACCACAACAAGUUAUGGAUAGUGGAGCACUUGGGGAUGAAUUACUGAAAUCACGUCCUGUGUCACGAGCGGGAUCCGGCGCUCCCUCACGAGUUUCAUCCAAUCUGGAAGAAGAAACUUCAAAAUUGUCGGGCCAAUACCAGAAUGGCAACUCUAAUGGCCAGGCUCGCACCAACAAGGGCAGAGUCAAAGCGUCAAAGAAAGAUCCGACUUUUGUUGAUCAUAGAGUGGAGAACAAAGCUACCGGAAGCGUCAAACUUUCCACCAUCACCAUGUACCUCGCAGCUAUGGGCCCAUGGUGGUAUUGGAUAUUUGCGGCAUCCGGAUUUAUUGCGACCCAACUGGGAUCUGUCGCGACCAACGUCUGGAUUAGACAGUGGGCUAAUGCUUACCACGUCAGGGAAGCAAACACCUCGCACGCAGCAGUACAUGCUUUUCACCCAGUCAAGCCCUCUAACUCUUGGAAUUUUGGUACUUCAUACACUAUUGUUCCACAAACCGACGGUGGCUUCCUCUCAAAGCUGGGCAUCAACGGCAAUGAUGUUGAUGUGCCUUACUAUCUAGGCAUCUAUGCACUUAUCGGCGCUGUCUAUGUCUUUAUCUGCCUGGGAAGAGAGCUGGUUCUCUUCUGGGGCUCCAUGCGUGCGUCGUGGUUUCUCCACGAAAAACUGCUGACAAGUAUUCUCCGGGCCAAGUUUCGCUUCUUUGAUUCCACACCCCUUGGUCAGUUGACGAAUCGAUUUUCCAAGGAUAUCCAAGCUUUGGAUCAGGAAGUGGCCCCGGUAGCAAUAGGCAUGCUGCACAGCGCUGCUUCGGUCUUGACUAUUGUCAUUCUCAUCUCCGCCAUCACGCCUGGUUUCUUGAUUCCCGGCUUCUUCAUUACGCUCAUGUACAUUGCUACAGGGCUGUUUUACAUUCGCUCUUCGAGAGAUUUGAAGCGCUUGGAGUCGGUUCAACGUAGUCCUCUGUUCCAGCAUUUCGGUGAAACUGUUACCGGAGCUGUCACAAUUCGCGCGUACGGAGAUGAGGCAAGGUUCAUUCAAGAGAGCAACUUACGCAUCAACACACACAAUCGGCCCUUCAUCUUCCUCUGGGCGACUAACAGAUGGCUUGCAUUCCGGAUAGAUGUUGCCGGGGCCUUUGUGUCCUUCUUCUCAGCCAUGUUUGUUGUGCUUAACGGGGACAGAAUUGAUCCCGGUACGGCAGGCUUGGCUUUGUCGUAUGCAAUCACGUUUACGCAGAAUGUCCUUUGGCUUGUGCGACUCUAUGCUGCCAACGAGCAGAACAUGAACUCGGUCGAGCGUCUACAGGAAUACAUUGAGGUCGAGCAAGAAGCUCCUGCGAAGAUCCCGGAGACACAACCUCCUGCCAAUUGGCCUAGCCAAGGAUCCAUUCAAUUCGUUGGAUAUACAACGACAUACAGAUCUGACCUCGAGCCAGUGCUCAAGCGGCUUACAUUCCGCAUCGAGGGCAGUCAUAAGGUCGGGAUAGUAGGCAGGACUGGAGCAGGGAAAAGCUCCUUGGCACUGGCGUUAUUUCGUGGACUUGAAGCGUUGGAAGGCAAAAUCUUGAUUGACGACAUUGACGUUGGCUUAAUUGGACUCCAAGAUUUGAGAGAGGCGAUUACCAUUGUCCCUCAGGAUCCUACUCUUUUCACUGGGACUUUACGUACCAACCUGGAUCCAUUCGAGCUUUUCACGGAUGCAGAGAUCUUCACGGCUCUACGCCGAGUUCAUUUGAUUUCUGACUCGUCGGGGCUGGCAGAAUCAUCUGGGACAGCAACUCCUCCAGAGGUUUCAAGCACAUCACCGACACUGCGCGAGGAUUCCAGUCCUCCAGAGAGUCAAACAGGACAAUCGGCUAACGGCACAGACACAACGGGGUCAACUUUAGUACCAAGCAUGACAAACACGAAGGACAACAAGAACAUAUUCCGAGAUUUGUCAUCACCAGUGGCAGAAUCAGGGUCGAAUCUGUCCCAGGGGCAACGUCAACUUCUAUGUCUCGCACGUGCUCUCCUCAAAUCGCCUAAAGUGUUGGUCAUGGAUGAAGCCACUGCGUCGAUCGAUUAUGCGACAGAUUCCAAGAUUCAAGGUACACUGCGGGAGCUGAAGAACAAUACGAUUUUGACGAUCGCACAUCGACUGCAGACGAUCAUUGAUUAUGACCGAGUAUUGGUAUUGGAUAAGGGAAUGGUGGUUGAAUACGCGGAUCCGUAUGAACUUCUGCAAAAGGAAGACGGGUACUUGCGCUCGAUGUGUGAAACGAGCGGGGACUUUGACAGUCUCUAUGAGAUUGCGAGAAAGGCGUGGGAACAACGCCGAUUAAUUGACGACUCUUGACCGCAGGCUGAAGCGGCAGGGUCAUGUGUACAGAGAGUCUAGUCAUUGGGUUGCAUUCUUGACAAAGCAUUGUUUCUAGAUGGGUAGGAGCGUUUGUUUGCGUUUCAUCGUCCAUGGAACAAAAUCAAUGUUCAUCAUUGUUGGCGAUUGCUAGACUUGUUGGCGAGUGAUGAUGAUGAUGAGCUUGAAUUGGCGUGAGACGAUAUAUUUCCGUGGGUAAAUGGAUAUCAGGGAAAGGUCAUGAAAAGACCAAGGCCUCCUUGAAUGAAACUUGAUACUUCUCUUAAGACGUCGCCGAUACAACCCUCGAAGAGAAGAGACCCUCGGCGGCGUCCUUGAUGGCAGCUGUCGCUUUGAAAUAUAACUGCGGACCCACGCUGACUCUACUGACUCCAAUAGCAGCAACAUCAUCAACAGUCAAUUUCCCCGGCGACAAAGCCACCGACACGUUCAAUCUUCCUCCUAGAGCAUCGCUCAAAGUUUUCACCUCCUCGGUCUUCAACCCACCCCUGGUAGCACCACCAAUGACAAAAACCGUCGUUGCCCCGGCCUCGAGAUAUUUCCUCCCUCUCAAAAUCGUAUCCUCCAUCUCCCCACCAUGCAACAACGUAUCAACUCUCGCAUUAACCACAAAAUCAUUCACUCCAUUCUCCUCCGCAGCCUUCAAAGCCCGUCGAAUCCGCGCGACCCCUUCAUCGACUGAAUACUGCUUCUUCGUAUCUUUAUCGACAUCCUCGAUGUUGGCUCCAACGGCACCAUGGGAGAUGACGGCGGCGAUGGCUUCUUCUAGACGUGACCCGUAUCCGUCUUGUAGGUCCACGGUCAAUGGUUUGUUGAAUUCUUGGGCGAUCUUGGAAAUACGGGAUACGGCUGAAAGGUUAUUUUCGAGGGUUAGCUCGUCGUCGGUGGUUCCAGAUGCCAAAGCGACGGCGUAUGAGGCGGUUGCGAUGGCUUGCACGGUGGGAAGUGAGCCGAUGACUCGUGCGGAGGAUUCAUCCCAUGUGUUGGCGAGAAUGACUGGUUGGCCCGGUUGGUGCAGGGAUUUGAAGUACGUGGCUUGGGUGUUGAGGGGGUUUGAUGGUGACAUUGUAUGGUUAUUGUAUAAUAUGGUAUUGAAUAGGUAGUCACGGGGUAUUAUGGAUGUUGUG
Molecule: messenger RNA, 6424 nt
Organism: Exophiala mesophila
Lineage: Eukaryota; Fungi; Ascomycota; Eurotiomycetes; Chaetothyriales; Herpotrichiellaceae
Exons: 2
Coding region: 216-5276 (1686 amino acids)
Biological process (GO): transmembrane transport
Cellular component (GO): fungal-type vacuole membrane; fungal-type vacuole
Molecular function (GO): ATP binding; ATP hydrolysis activity; ABC-type peptide transporter activity
Source: RefSeq, a predicted model, not a curated record